This is a messenger RNA of Glycine soja, 930 nucleotides long. Its product is annotated as protein MAIN-LIKE 1-like. NCBI's taxonomy places the organism in Eukaryota, Viridiplantae, Streptophyta, Magnoliopsida, Fabales, Fabaceae. The record is from RefSeq and is a predicted model, not a curated record. The transcript is spliced from 2 exons. The coding region runs from base 1 to 930 and encodes 309 amino acids.
AUGGCUAGAACACGAAGUUUAGGUCGUGCUAUAAGUAGAGUUAUAGGUAGAGAUAAAAAGGAUGACCAUGAUGCAGUUGAUGUUCCCGAGAGGCGUAGGCCUACUGCAUUAGCCCGUAGGCAACGAGUUCAUCAGAUGACUCAGGAUGUUCCUGACAUGACUGAGGAUGUCCCUGAUAUGGCUGAGGAUGCACCUGAGAUGACUGGGGACGUACAGGGUGAUGAUGGUGCUGAGGGGUCACAUGCUGAUGAUGCUGAGGGAUUCUCAGGUGGGCCACGUGACCCAUCAGUGCUGACAUCAUUUGCAGACCAUGUUGCACAUGCCGUUUGGAGUGGACAUGUGACAUUGAUUGGAAGGCCAGUGCCUGAGAUUGAAGGACUGGUUGGUGCCACAGGAUUAAGUCCACUGAUCGGGUGUUCAGUUGUUACUGGCGAUCCUGGACUUAUAUUCGCAUUUGUGGAGAGGUGGCACAGCGAGACCAGCACCUUGCACCUUCCGAUAGGAGAGUUAACGCUCACACUGGAUGAUGUGUCGUCACUCCUCCAUUUGCCUAUCACUGGCGCGUUCCACAACUUUCAUGCUCUUUCUGCGGACAAGGCAAUAUUUUUGUUGACCGAGUUGCUUGAGGUGUCUGCUGAGGAGGCUAGAGCCGAGAUAGCUCGAUCACGUGGGGCAUACGUACGGCUGGGAUGGGUUCGAGACAUCUAUGAGAUGAGAUGUCAGGCACGGCAGUGGAUUAUAGCAGCUCGUGCUUAUCUGCUGCACCUGGUCGGUUGCACUCUUUUUGCUAAUAAGAGUGCAACAUAUGUUCAUGUGGUGCACCUAGACGCUUUUCGUGACCUGAGUCAGAGUGGUGGUUAUACUUGGGGAGUUGCCACGCUGGUUCAUAUGUAUGACCAAUUAGAUGAAACUUCUAGGACCACUACAUGA